CGGCAGUCCGCGCCUCGUGUCCCGGCGCCGCGAGGGGGCGGCGGAAGAUGGAGACGCACAUCUCGUGCCUGUUCCCCGAGCUGCUCGCCAUGAUCUUCGGCUACCUGGACGUGCGCGACAAGGGGCGCGCGGCGCAGGUGUGCACGGCCUGGCGGGACGCCGCCUACCACAAGUCGGUGUGGCGCGGGGUGGAGGCCAAGCUGCACCUGCGCCGGGCCAACCCGUCGCUGUUCCCCAGCCUACAGGCCCGCGGCAUCCGCCGGGUGCAGAUCCUCAGCCUGCGCCGCAGCCUCAGCUACGUGAUCCAGGGCAUGGCUAACAUCGAGAGCCUCAACCUCAGCGGCUGCUACAACCUCACCGACAACGGGCUGGGCCACGCGUUCGUGCAGGAGAUCGGCUCCCUGCGCGCCCUCAACCUCAGCCUCUGCAAGCAGAUCACCGACAGCAGCCUGGGCCGCAUCGCGCAGUACCUCAAGGGCCUGGAGGUGCUGGAGCUGGGAGGCUGCAGCAACAUCACCAACACCGGCCUGCUGCUCAUCGCCUGGGGCCUCCAGCGCCUCAAGAGUCUUAACCUGCGCAGCUGCCGUCACCUGUCCGACGUGGGCAUCGGGCACCUGGCCGGCAUGACGCGCAGCGCGGCCGAGGGCUGCCUGGGCCUGGAGCAGCUCACGCUGCAGGACUGCCAGAAGCUCACCGACCUGUCCCUGAAGCACAUCUCCCGGGGACUGACGGGCCUGCGGCUCCUCAACCUCAGCUUCUGCGGGGGCAUCUCGGACGCGGGCCUCCUGCACCUGUCGCACAUGGGCAGCCUGCGCAGCCUCAACCUGCGCUCCUGCGACAAUAUCAGCGACACGGGCAUCAUGCACCUGGCCAUGGGCAGCCUGCGCCUCUCGGGGCUGGACGUGUCCUUCUGUGACAAGGUGGGGGACCAGAGUUUGGCCUACAUUGCCCAGGGGCUGGACGGCCUCAAGUCGCUGUCGCUCUGCUCCUGCCACAUCAGCGACGAUGGCAUCAACCGCAUGGUGCGGCAGAUGCACGGGCUGCGCACGCUCAACAUUGGGCAGUGUGUACGCAUCACGGACAAGGGCCUGGAGCUGAUCGCUGAGCACCUGAGCCAGCUCACCGGCAUCGACCUUUAUGGCUGCACGCGCAUCACCAAGCGCGGCCUGGAGCGCAUCACCCAGCUGCCCUGCCUGAAGGUACUCAACCUGGGACUCUGGCAGAUGACGGACAGUGAGAAGGUCAGGUGAGGGCGGGACAGCUCCCCUGGCCCUGCCCUGCCCAGUUUCCCCUCACCACCAGAUCCCUGCACAGACCACUGCAGUGGAUGAUGACACGGGGCUCCUCAUCUCCUAUCCCUCCCUCCCAGCAUCUCUGUCUGAAGCACAGUCUCCUCUGCAUCAGGGGGCCCUUUUCCUCCUCCUGCCACGCCCCCCGCCCACGGUCAGCUGGACUAGGCCACCACCCGCUGGCAGGCUCCCCUUUGUAGGGGACGGACAAACCCUUUGAGCUAAUGGAUCCCCACUGCUGUGGCAUUUGGAAAUGGGGGUGGGAGUGACUAGUCCUUUCCGCCCAGGGGAGUUGAGGGAAAUGUCUGCCUUCACUUAAGCUUUCAGUUGGAUACUGUGAUCUGGUUUUUAUUUUGAAAUGUAUGAAAAGCAAACCCAACUACAAGGGCCUUUUCACCCUCCUUCCACUCUCCCACUAACCCCAGUCUCUUCGCCAUUUAAUCCUUUUACUGAACUCUACCCUUCAUGCUCCUUUCGUUUUUGUCUUGUUUAAAUUUUUUUUUAAAAAAAACCCUUAAAUCAUGAUCUUUCUUUUUUCUGCUGAAUAUAGUUUAUAUAUUAUAUAUGUGAACUAUAUAUAUAAUAUACACAUAUUAUAUAUACACACACACAAAUGUCUGGCUACCUCGUUUUAGUUUACUUUUUUCUCUGAAGCCCUGGAAUUCUUCUACAAGAGAGAGAUUUUGAGACUGAAACAUUUUUGUGCCUAGACUGGAAAAAUGCUCAUUGGGUUUGUACAUUUAUUUGUUGUUAAUGUUCUGGCUUCUCCUAAACUCCAUCCAGUAUGUCGCACCUCCAUGUUCUGGCUAUAAAUCCUUUUCUCCUUGUCCACUGGGAUUUGAGCACCCAGUGGAGUACCUAAAUGUUCAUUUAUAGCACAGAUGUGUGGGAGAAAUAAGGUUUGAUCAUUUUCUGUUUGCUUGAGAUGCAGGUUGUGUCUUGAAAAUGAUUAUAUAUGCAAAAUCUGCCCUGUCCUCACCCUCUUCCUAGUUUUCCCCACAAAAAGGUCUUCCCCUUGUGAGCAGAGCCACAGAGUUGGCUGCAUAGCCCCUGGGGCUGCAGUGAAGGGCAGAAGACUGAAAUUCAGGUCUUAUCUCUGCUCUGUUAAUGUGAUGGGAGCUUGUGGGUUUUAAAUUUUUGUUUCUAAAUGGAGGAAUAGGUGACUUUAUUUUGGUGGGAGUUGGGACUUGUGGCUUUAAAAUUGCUUUUGAGUAGGAUGUAUAUUUCUGUUGAAUUUUUCGUUUAUUUUUUUAGAGUCCCCCACAGCAUCUUGUGAGAUCAUGGAGUUAAACCCAGAGACCUUUAUCAAUUAAUUGUACUGUUUGUGAAUUUCUAUAAAUAAUAACAAAGAUCCUCUUAAAACGUUUAUAUUCUUACAAGUAAAAGGUUAAACUGAUAUUUAUAUAAUAAAAGAGGAAAUAUGAAGUAUGUUUUUGAAAAAAAACACAA
Erinaceus europaeus (western European hedgehog) is the source of this 2738-nucleotide messenger RNA. RefSeq names its product F-box and leucine rich repeat protein 14 (gene FBXL14). Gene Ontology annotation, biological process: SCF-dependent proteasomal ubiquitin-dependent protein catabolic process. NCBI's taxonomy places the organism in Eukaryota, Metazoa, Chordata, Mammalia, Eulipotyphla, Erinaceidae. The transcript has a single exon. The record is from RefSeq and is a predicted model, not a curated record. Bases 48 to 1250 code for a protein of 400 amino acids. Gene Ontology annotation, cellular component: SCF ubiquitin ligase complex. Gene Ontology annotation, molecular function: protein binding.